This is a messenger RNA of Drosophila takahashii, 5208 nucleotides long. RefSeq names its product translational regulator orb2. Gene Ontology annotation, biological process: negative regulation of cytoplasmic translation. Gene Ontology annotation, molecular function: translation factor activity, RNA binding; ribosome binding; mRNA regulatory element binding translation repressor activity. The record is from RefSeq and is a predicted model, not a curated record. Lineage: Eukaryota; Metazoa; Arthropoda; Insecta; Diptera; Drosophilidae. Gene Ontology annotation, cellular component: endoplasmic reticulum; synapse; cytoplasm.
GCACACAGCACGAAACACCGCACGAAAGCAAAACAAGCGAGAAUGAUUGAUUUUUCGUCGUGCGUCGUCGGGAAAAGUAGGCGAACGGCAGCUUCGCGGAAAAGCGGGCAGCAGUGAAAACUUUUAGUAUCACAGUCGUUGCUGACGAGCGGAAGGGACCGCAGCUCGGGAAAAUCAGGAAAAGAAAAUCACGCGAGGGCCCCCGUCUUUUUUUAUAAGAAUUUCAAAAUAUUUUCAAUCGAAAGGCGUUUAGUGUAAAUAGUUUUUAUCGUUUUCUAAUCAAAUUGCCAGUGGAAAUAGUGUUUUAGUGCUGUGCUAAGAGAAUUACCGUUAAUCGGAAGUAGAGAACCGAGUGCAAAGGAAUUUUCCUACGUCACAGGCUGUGCCGUGCGUGUGUGUGAGUGUGCACCCCCGGAAAUGUAACACGCACACUGGCGCAGUGAAAAACUUGCACCUGAAAGUUUUCGUCGUGUUUUCCACCUUCGUGCGCCUGCUCUCGGCAUUCGACGACGAAAAAAACCAAACAAAAAAUAUAGAAAAACGCAGAAAAAGGUCAUCUAGGGCAGCAGCGGAACUGAGGCGCAGCGGAGCCGCCCAAGUGCAGCCGUCGAAAGCGUUGGUGCGGGCACCAUGGACUCGCUCAAGUUACCAAAGGCCAACAGUGCCACCAGCAGUGCUAGCGGCAGCAACAGCAACCUGUCCGGCUCGACAUCCGCAUCCGCAGCCACAUCGCCCACAUCGUCGGGCAAUGCGGUCGGUGGCAUUCUCUCCGGUGCUCCCAAGUCGCCACCUGGCCUGAGCAGCAGCACACCCAUCACGGUGCGAUUCAACGCCAACGAGGAGUCCCUGGACGACAUCCUGCAGUCCUUCCAUCACAGCAAGCACAGUCCAAGUGGCGGAGCGAGUGGCGGCGGCGACGCCUCGCCCACCUCGAAUCUCCUCGGGAUGAAGAACAACGGCCUGGGACUCAACACCGGCCUGGUCGUGGGCGCCUGUGACUCCCUCUCCAGCAGUCCUUCGCAGCCUCAGAUGCAGGGCGGAUCCGCGUCCCUCUUCGGCAACGACGAAGUAACUCUGCGCAAUAAUUUCAUGCAAGCCGGUGGUUUCUUUAAUCGCAAAAGAUCCGGCAGCAUUGAGGGUGUAUCGCCCACCUCCAGCGGACCCAGUCUCAUAUCCGCAUUGUCGGCAGCUAGCAGCGCAGGAGGAGGCUCCUCCGUGGGAGGAGCUGUCCCCGCUGGCGACAGCAGCAGUGGCGGUGGCACCUGGCGGCUGAUUAAGGGAAAGGUUAGCCAAACCAUCGAGGAAAUCAAAUCCUCCAAGCUGCCUCCCCCGACGGCACCGAUACCCAUUAUAGUGGCCGAUCCACCUUCAACUGGCUGGAGCAACGAUCCCGAUUCGGACACCGAGUGCCUCACCGUGAACACAUCCAUCAGCGAGGAGCUGCCGCUGGACCAGGAGCACAGGCAAAACUCCGAUUCGGACGUGGAGGCGGAGCUGCUGCAGCACGACAACAUCAGUUUGGGCAGCGUGGGGGAAUUGGGAGCGGUCAGUGCAGCCACAGGCGGCCACUCGGAGCGAUCCCGUCUGCGUCGCGGUCUGGCCCACAUUCGAUCCAAGGUGAAGGCCAAACACCAGGCGGCGGCAGCCAUGAACAAGAAGGAUGUCAGUCCCAGUGGAGCCACAGGGCAGCCAACGACAGUGCGUACAGGAUUCUUGCGUCGCCGUCACGUGGUGGAGGCGGGCAGCGAGCCAUCCACCAGCCAGCAGGCGGAGAUUGCCAUCGUGAGUGGCAAGGUGAAGAAGCGGGGCAUUCUGCUGGCCCGCAAGGACGUGGAGAUCGAGUCGGGCGUGGAGGUGCUCGAGGAUAUGAUUCCCGCCGCUCCAAUGCAGAGUGAUCCGGCUAAGGAAACUGAUGAGAAACGAACGGAGGAUGAUCUGGAUGCAGGAGCAGAUGCCGAGUCCCGGGCCACUCUAACCCUUCCCGUGGCGCCGGCCGUCAGUCCUUUGGCUUUUAAGCAAUCGCAGAGUUCAACGCGUGACUCCCAAAAGAGCAGGCAGAGUUUCCUAUCCAGCCUGAGCAUGCUCAGCAUUUCCCAGUGGCGGGAGAAGCAUCAGGGUGCCACGGCCUUCGCCAUGCCCGUGCUGCUCUCCCUCUUCCUGAUCCUGCUGAUGAUCCUGCCGGUGCCCGACUUCCUGCGCGGCGUCUUCGCCACCCUCUUGUUCUUCACCGUGAUGGAUUGCUGUGGCGGUCAUCUAAGGGUGCUGCUCGAGGACUUUCUGCUCACGACGCAUCCCGAGCGAGUGGCCUUCGCCAUUCCCAAUUACAAGAUCAUGCCCAUUUGCGAGAUUCCCGCUGUCGAGGAACACAAGACGAUCAAGACAUAUGCCGGCUGGAUGAACGAGAUAAAUAGCUAUGAUCCCAAUACGUUUUCAUUUACUCUUACGAGAGCGGUUUAUGUGCGAUUGGAUGGAUGUAUCCUCAAGAUGUCGGGUACAAACGCCCGGAUUCCCAAGCGACGCAUGUGGAACGAGCCACCCAUCGAUCGUCACAAGAUCCUGUUCACGGAUCACCGCUCAUAUGAUCUCAGAGACUGCCGGAUAGAGCUGUUGCCUUUGGGUCUGGCCAAUAAACGCUUCUAUAAUCGCAAGUAUCCCAUACAACUGAUCAUUAAGAGCACUAGGGAUUUGCCCGAAGAGCAGAGCUCCGUGGAAAGCCAGUCGGAUCAAACGGUCAAGCAGGAUGCCAAGGAAGCCAAACCUGCUUCAUCAUCGGGAACCACUCCACCCGGCGGAGGAGAGGAGGAGAAGCUGGUGGACUUUGCUGGCACGGUCAUGCAGGCAGAUUUACAGCAACUGCGAAAUACUGUGAAUCCGGACAAGGAGCUCAACGACAUCACCGUUCCCUGCGGCGAUGAGGUGCGUCUCCUGCUCUUCUCCAGAUGUGACCGGGAAAAGGAGGACUGGUAUCGACGCUUCACAGCCGCCAGCAAGGGCAUGGUUCACGAACAAGAUCUCCAGGUGCCGAUGGCCCGUUUCGUGGAGGAUUCUGACCUUCAGGCGGCCGCCGCCAGACAAGCAUUGCACCUGGUCGGUGGGAUGGGCAAGAGCGGAAUGGGAGCUGUGAAGUGGCAGACUGAAGAGGAGAUGUCUACCGGCAAGGCAAAUGAUGAAACCGAUCAGCAAACUCCGGAUGGUCAAUUCGAGAAUGUGACCGAGGAGGACUUGUGUGAGACGCCCAAGGAGGAUACCUUCGAUGGCAUGAUCAUGAGUGCCAAUGUGGCCAGAAAUUCGCCGGAUUAUGUCCGUUUCAUGGCCGUCUACCAGAAAGCUUGUAAUCAGAGCAAUAUUCCUGUUACCCGAAGUUCCGUCGGAACAUUAACUUCAACUGAUCGGCGCCAAAGAAAAUCUCGCCGUGCCAAACGCCAGGAAGAUGAGCUGUGGAAGGGCAUUGACCAGUCGCUUUUCCUCGGUCCCUCCGGCAGCAUUGUGUGGGCCAAUGUCCUCUUGGGCCGCUGUCUUUAUAGUUGGCUACACGAUGCCAUGCUGCACGAGAAGCUGAAGGAGGUGCUGCAGAAAAAACUCAACUCUAUUAAGCUGCCCAGUUUCAUGGAGGAGGUGAUCAUCACAAAUAUUUACUUGGGUCAGUCCCCGUUACUGUGUCAUCGGGUCUCCCAGCCGAUGCUGGAUGAGCGCGGUCUAUGGGUGGAUGCGGAUGUGACCUACGAGGGAUUGGCCCACAUAACCGUGACCACCAAGCUGAAUUUGCUGCGCAUACGCAGCAAGACCAAGUCACCAAUGGCCACCGACAAUGUGCCCACCACAUCGAUGGCGCCGGAGCAGACGCAGGAUUUGCGCAGCCAUUCGGAUGCGAACUCGGAGAACGUGAUCUACGACAGCGAUGCCGAGAGCUCGGGUGGUUCCUCCACAGAAUCCGAGAGCCCACCGCCGGGAAAUGCCCAAGAGAAUCCGGCAGGAACUGAAUUCUUCCAGAAUUCACCCGGAAAUGCGCGACGGAUUUUCAAGAUUGUCGACCGCAUAGCCGCCUCCAAUUUAUUUCAAUAUGCCACCGAGCUGCCCUAUGUGCAGCGAGCCAUGGAGAACAUGAACGCGAACAUCACCCUGCGCGUAGAUCUCAAGGGUCUGGUGGCCCGUGGAACCCUGAAUGUGCCCCCGCCGCCCUCGGAUCGGGUGUGGGUGAGCUUCCGUGGACCACCACGCCUCUGGAUAUCCACCAAGCCCCAAGUGGGCGACAAAUCCGUCGACUGGUCCAUCGUGACCAAUGUCAUCGAGAGCAAAUUGUGCGAGGCUGUCAACAAGUUUCUGGUCUAUCCGAAUAUGGUGGACUUCUCGAUACCGUUCCUGAGCAACCCGAAUUUCGAUGAGGAGCCAGCGAAUGCAGCCAACUAGAUACCAAAAUUAAGAGGACUAGGCAGGGAUAAAAGGAAAGAGAUACAAUUUAUAUCCGAUGAAUUUAACACAAAGUGUGAGCGAGAUUUUUUACGUUACUUCUUCUUUUUAGUUUUGAGAUAAUCUUCAAGCUUAGCUUAGAUCUGCGAUCUCCAGUUCCAAUUUCUACUACUUAACCGCUUAUAGAGUGAUGAGUAAAGGGACUACCGAUUCCAAAUGACAAGUUACGAAACGCUUAUUUUCAUCACAUUCUGUUUACACUCCAGAACAAUCCCAAACUUAGCUACAAUAAUUUACACUUAUAUCGAGGAUGUCGAAAAGAAUGGAUAUAGCAUAUUGAAUAUGCUGCAACAGCCGCUCUGUGAGGUCAUCACGACAAGUAUUCCAAUAGCAUAAUGCAGGCCUAUAGCCCUGCAACUUAUCCACUAUUCUAUACGAACAACUACAAUAUACACACCUAUAUAUAUUUAUAUAUUCCCCGUAGCGUAGUCUUAGAAUGAGUGUGAAUUUUAAAUAAGAGAAUCGAAAUCUUCUCAUCGAUCGUCAACCAUAAAACAUAUGUACUUAAAGCGUUUCAACUAUCUUAAAUACGCUGCUACAAACUGAAAGAGCGGAAACGGAUCCGUAUAUUUUGCCAAAUAAGAACAAACUAUUCCCUUGGGUUCCAAUUUAUACAACAACUAAGAAAUAUCAUUUACACGGUUGUUUUCCAGGCUACACAACUAAGUAAAUCAUUUUAGCUGCAUAUUAUACAUAAACAUAUAUAUAUUUAAAUGUUUUUCAUAAAUAAAGGAUAGCAAA